Messenger RNA from Malassezia restricta, 1968 nucleotides. RefSeq lists its product as uncharacterized. The coding region runs from base 1 to 1968 and encodes 655 amino acids. Gene Ontology annotation, cellular component: TORC2 complex. The record is from RefSeq and is a predicted model, not a curated record. The transcript has a single exon. Lineage: Eukaryota; Fungi; Basidiomycota; Malasseziomycetes; Malasseziales; Malasseziaceae. Gene Ontology annotation, biological process: TORC2 signaling.
AUGGCCACGGGCGUGACAGUGACACUGGUUCGGUAUGCCGCGAAUACUGCGACAUCGCUCGGCAGGGCAUUUUCGCACAUGUCAUUCAUGGCCAUUUCAUGCACACCCGAAGCUGAUGCCGUGCUCACUGCAGACAAAAUCGCGGAGCAGACCCGUGGCGAUGUGCGUCCAUUUAUUCUACCUGCCUUCCAGGACGAGGAUGGCUUGGACGAGACACGAAUCAUGAAAAUGGUCCAAUCGCUAAUAAUGCCUUACUUGCAUUCACCUCCAACGUAUGUGGCUGUUGUCUCGAAUGAGCGCAUCAUCGAUACCGUUCUCAAGGGCCUGUUGUGCAUGGACGGUGCAUCUGUCCAUCACCCAGAGCCCAGCUCCGUGAAACGCUCUAUGAGCAUUUAUACGAAACCCCUCCUGCCUGGCGCCUACCACCAAGUGCAUGUGUCUGCACACGAUGAGCAAAUUCAUGCGCGUAUUUGUACCCUGAGCGAGUCGGCACACUUGCAGCAUCAGACGCCCAGCAUGAUCUCUAUCGACAAACCAUCUUCUACGUUGCCUUCGCCGGUCAGCAUUUCCUUUCCAUCCGAAAUGUCUGCAGAAGCCGCUGUAUCGCCCGGUCGCGAUCCACUCCUUCUCAGCCGGCCUGAUCCCCACCGAAGCACGCCGCUCUCGAUCAGUCCGCUGCGCUUGCGGCCUGUUGACACAUUCAUGCAUUCUCGCGAAGGAACACCACGAAUCUUGUCCCAGACGGCCAAAAAUGCUCAGUCGUAUGACAUGCUGACUAUGAUGCGCUCUAUCGAAAAAUGGGAUCCCAUGGUAGAUCCCCUCUCAUCCACUCCCUCGGACAUGCUCGAUUCGGCCACAACGGCCGGGUUUUCACCCCUAGGACUCGGGGCCCGUUUCUCGGACGCCUCAGCUCCUCGCGGAGCUCUCUCGGUCCGUUCGAUGCCGGCAUCGGCGGUGCCUCUCCGCUCCAGCAACACUCCCACGCCCCAUGCUACGCCCCAGGGACACAGUGGCAGUGCGAGCAGCGUCACGAAUACCUCAACAUUGAGCGGAAAUGUCAGUGCCUUUGCUCAGAGCCUGUUUAAUUAUCUUCCAUCACCUGUCGCAGCCAUCGGGGGCCUCAACAGCGGUCCUACCUCCGCGGCUCCAGACUCGCAAAGCCUAUUACAGCUGUGGCAGCGCAUAUGCAUAUGCAUCCUCCCUAUUUUUGCGCAGGAACCACAUAACCUGCUGAUCGAGCCCCUGCAUGACAGCGUUGAUCUGUAUGUGCGGCUCGUGCAUGAACGCGACCAAAUGCAUGCGCGUGCUACACUGCUUUCCCACUUUGAAAAGCUCGUGUCCACGGGUUUGCAUGGCGUGACUUUUCAGCUGCAACAGAAUGAUGGCUCACGGCUGCUCUACGACUUUCUGCGAGCAUGGCAGCACUACUAUGGCACGGUGAUGCCUUUUUUGCACGCAUGUUUCUCGCCGCUCGAGUCUCGCUUGUGGAGCAUGGAUCUGCUGCUUGCAAGAUGGCUGCACCGACACGACCCACUCACACACAUCGAUCCAUCCCAUGCACCGGCGCGUAUCGAUCUCCGACACGCGCUGCUCAUCUUGUUUCGCGACCUGAUCGUACUGCCUAUAUGUGACUGGCUAUACAUGACGACUGUGCAAAUGCAAUACACGAUUCACACGGAUCUAAGCAAUGCACUGAACACAAGUGUGCGCGGACGGCUCAUGCAGCUUGUGAAUAUCAUGAACAGCCUCGGGACGGACGACGCAGCACAGCAACGUAUCGAGCGAUUGCGCCGUGGUCUCUUGUCGCACGGUCUUUCUUUGCAUUCCCAUGCCCCACCGACAUCCACAUCGACACUGGACGUGAUGUCCCCAUCAAACGCAUCGACGCAACCAUCGCCCAUUUCGCCCAUCCCAAGCUGCCCAAUCUUCAGCACACCCAAUUCACCGACCAUAAGAAGCUCCCAUUAA